Ceratina calcarata is the source of this 2499-nucleotide messenger RNA. RefSeq names its product NHL repeat-containing protein 2. The record is from RefSeq and is a predicted model, not a curated record. Lineage: Eukaryota; Metazoa; Arthropoda; Insecta; Hymenoptera; Apidae. Bases 343 to 2475 code for a protein of 710 amino acids. Gene Ontology annotation, molecular function: protein binding. The transcript is spliced from 9 exons.
UUCAUGCGUUGGAGUCUGGAAGAACCGCGUCUUUUUGCUGCUUCGCUCGACUGCCAGUGCCAUCUUUUCUGAAAAUCUUCAAACGAAUCGCCCGUUGUUCGACACGUCGUCGUCGUCGCCGCCGAACGGAAAAUGGAAUCAGGCCGAGGCGUACGUGUGUGUGUGCCAAAGUCUACAGUCAGAAUCGCUUUCUCACUCAUUAUUAAAAACAAUGUUACGUCAACAUUUACCUCACGUCCUACUCCUAAUCCUCCCAAUACCUUUUUCGUCUUUCCCGAUCGUCUUUGCUUCGAGUAUUUUCAAUCGUUGAUAUCAUAAAAGUGUUAAGAGAAACAAUUAGCUAUGAACGUCCGAUACACUUUAGAAGAAUUAACGCAGAUCGGCAUAGAAAUACGUCGAAGUUUGGAGUCUCUCGAUAGUGACAGAAAGAAACAAGAAGAAUUGGUGUUGGCGCACAUCAAGAAAUUUUCGAACAAAGGAUCGAGGAUCGCCGAUUUUCAAGCAGGAUUGGAAUGGUUCAACGUGACAGAGGAAUUAUCCAUCUAUCGGCAUCUAACUGGAAAGAUAAUUAUUUUGGAUUUUUUUACGUAUUGUUGCAUCAACUGUAUGCACAUUUUGCCAGACUUGGAUGCUCUUGAAAAACGAUUUUCCAUCACGGAUGGUCUUGUCGUCGUUGGAGUGCAUAGUGCAAAGUUCUCAAAUGAGAGAGAAUCGCAGAAAUUGUUGUCAGCCGUGCAGAGGUAUAACAUAAACCAUCCCGUUGUAAACGAUGCAACUUUAUCAACUUGGCGUAACCUGGGAAUUUCUUGUUGGCCAACAUUGGUAAUGAUAGGUCCCAGUGGUGAACUGCUCGCUGUUUUCGUUGGAGAAGGGCACAGAGACGAGUUGAUACUGUACGUGGAUGUGGCGCUCAGAUAUUUUAAAUCAUUGAAAAAAAUUCGCGACAAUGAUAUUCCUCUGCAACUGGCGCGGCAUUUGUUACCGGUCGCUGGGAACGGAUCCGAUCUCUUAUUCCCUGGCAAGUUGGAGCUAUUUCGGAACGAGCAAGGAGAACGGUUGAUCGUAUCCGAUACUGGGAAUAAUAGAAUUUUAGUGUCGGAUACGUCGGGAAAUGUGGAAUGCGUUAUCGGUGGCUGUAAUCCGGGUUUAAAAGACGGUGCCUACGAGAACGCGCAGUUCAAUGCACCCCAGGGUGUAUGCGCGUUGGGCGAUUCGAUUUACGUUGCCGACAAUGAGAAUCAUGCCAUCAGAAAGAUAGACAUGUUAAAGAAGACGGUGACCACGAUCACUGGCACCGGUGUUCAAGGCCACGAUUACGUCGGGGGUAAAGUUGGUACGGAGCAAGCUAUCUCCUCGCCAUGGGACGUUGCUGUUUAUGAAUACGAACACGAGAAACGGACCGUGCCCGUGUUAUUGAUCGCAGUCGCUGGCACGCAUCAGAUUUGGGCAUAUUUCUUCGAAGAGACCGUUUGGUGGAAAAAUAGGCAAUCGUUUUUUAAACUGCGCAGGACAUACAAAGCUGGUACAUGCGCUGCGAUAGUUGGCAGUGGCAGAGAGGAAAAUCGUAACAACGCUUAUCCUCAUGCGGCUGGUUUGGCCCAACCGUCUGGUUUGGUCGUUGUCCAGGAGAAAAAGCUUGUGUAUUUCGCCGAUAGCGAAAGCAGCUCGAUCAGACGCGUAGAUCUAACAAAUGGGAGAGUUUCCGCCGUUUGUGGCGCUAACAGAGAUCCAGCGGAUCUGCACGAUUACGGAGACUCAGACGGUGCAAACUUUACGGCAAAGCUUCAGCAUCCUUUGGGAGUAGCGUGGCACUUGAAGGACAACGCUGUUUACGUAGCCGACACUUACAAUCAUAAGAUAAAGCGGAUAGAUGCGGCUACCGGGUACUGUGAAACUGUGUACGGUGAUGGGAAACCAGGACCAGGGAAAUUUUCGUUCGACGAACCUAGCGGCAUCGCUGUUAGCCCAGAGAAAGAUCUUUUAUACGUCGCCGACGUUAACAACCACGCUAUUAAAGUGAUCGAUAUCAGAAAGAAAAGCAUCGCCACGUUACCAAUAAAAGUGCCUGUGACCGAAAUAGUUGAGAAUGAUUCUGGGAACACGUAUCUCUUUGAUACUACGAUCAGCGAAAACGGCGGUGAACUGACUAUUACGUUCGAUGUGGUUUUCUUUGAAUCAGAGUUAAAAUUGAACGUGGACGCGCCACAAAAAUGGACCGUGAAAGAUUUGCCAGGGACCAAUAACGGCGACAAUUCUGGAUGGACGUGUGCGGUGUCGAACGGAGAGCUUGCAACACCGGUAUCGAUAAAAAUUCCCGAGGGCAAUGGAAUAAGCGAAGUACAUAUCACUUUGAACAUUGUCGCCUGUAAAACUACCGAGUGUCUGCCAAAAAAGUUGCUGGUACUGUUUCGUGUACAUCGCAAAUCAAAUGCUUCCACUGUUGUAACGGAAAGGAAACGGCUCGUGGUUAAAUAAUAUAUGCAUUUUUAUUACCGUUUA